AUGUCCCUCGACCCGCCAACGUACCUGGCCUCUCUCCAGAGCAACAUCCGUCAGCGACCCAUUCCCUGGGACGGUGCUGUCAGGGCCGGCACCCUCACCGAGGAGCAGUAUGCAAAGAUUCGAGCUGUAGAUAAGGCCAAGAAGCCUGAGCAAAGAAAGGAGAUUGUGUCAGGGGAUAUUGAUGGAUAUCGCGUCUUGUUUGUUGGCGACGAUGGAAAGACGAGCGUUCUUGAGACGGCGGGAAAGCAUGCGAAUGUGAUCCAGUACAUCCUAGUGUUGCUUGGCGACCUUCUCGAGACUGUUCCACCUCUAGCCAGGGCCCUCUUCAAGACAAAGGAGCCUUAUCGACAUUUUUUGCCUCUGCUUAACUCGACUAAUGCUGAGGAUCCUAUUCCAUUGCUUACUGCACAUGCUCUUACCACACUCAUGGCUCUUGCUCGAGACGAGUCCCGAUCUACCCUCCAGGCUCUGCCUGUGAUUCUCACCUAUCUCUCCGGCUUGGCCAAGAGCAACGAUGCCGGUCUACAAGAUAUUGCUGUACAGGAGUAUUCAUCUCUGCUCUUUGGGCAUGUCGCAAGAGAGCAAUUCUGGAACCAGCGAAGCGAGACGAUUGCGCCCCUGAUCAAGAUUCUUCAAACUGCAGCUGGGAUCGGAAAUGGAGGCAGCUCAUCUGCUAGUCUCUGGAGCGGCAACACCGGUACCGGAUCUACUGGCUUUGGGGGUUCUCUGGGUGGAGGGGUUGGUCUCCAGCUUCUCUACCAUGCUCUCCUUGUUAUCUGGCAGAUAAGUUUUGAGGCUGAGGAGAUUGGUGAUGAACUCAACGACGAGUACGAUAUUGUCCUUCUUUACACUCACCUUCUACGAUUAUCACCCAAGGAAAAGACAACUCGUUUGAUCCUUUCUACACUCUACAACCUUCUUGAGAAAAACCAGAAAUCACUUCUACCCACCGCGGUUCUUGCUCGCCUUCCCGCUCUUCUCGAGAACAUCAGUGGUCGCCAUCUGACUGAUCCCGACUUGCUGGAGGAUCUUUCAAAGCUCAAGGAAAUGCUGGAAGAGUACACCAAGACCAAGACCACAUUCGACGAGUAUGUUGCUGAGGUGCAGUCUGGUCACCUCCGAUGGUCGCCCCCUCAUCGAAACACGGUCUUCUGGGCUGAGAAUGCCCGCAAGAUUCUCGAGUUUGAGAACGGAGAGAUUCCUCGGAAGCUGGCCGAGAUCAUGCGACAGCCCUGGGAUAACGACAAGCAAGUGCUUGCCAUUGCCUGCAACGACGUUGGAUGUCUGGUGAAGGAGGUUCCCGAGAAGAGAUAUCAACUAGAGAAGGUUGGCCUCAAGAGAAGGAUCAUGGAACUGAUGCAGUCGGAUGACGAGAACGUGCGAUGGGAGAGUCUCCGAGCUCUCGGAGGCUGGUUGAAGUACAGUUUUGAGCAACAGUGA
Messenger RNA from Fusarium mangiferae, 1440 nucleotides. RefSeq lists its product as uncharacterized. The record is from RefSeq and is a predicted model, not a curated record. The transcript is spliced from 3 exons. NCBI's taxonomy places the organism in Eukaryota, Fungi, Ascomycota, Sordariomycetes, Hypocreales, Nectriaceae. Gene Ontology annotation, biological process: proton transmembrane transport. Gene Ontology annotation, molecular function: proton-transporting ATPase activity, rotational mechanism. Gene Ontology annotation, cellular component: fungal-type vacuole membrane; vacuolar proton-transporting V-type ATPase, V1 domain. Bases 1 to 1440 code for a protein of 479 amino acids.